Trichomycterus rosablanca is the source of this 1450-nucleotide messenger RNA. RefSeq lists its product as uncharacterized. The transcript has 10 exons. Bases 496 to 1398 code for a protein of 300 amino acids. The record is from RefSeq and is a predicted model, not a curated record. NCBI's taxonomy places the organism in Eukaryota, Metazoa, Chordata, Actinopteri, Siluriformes, Trichomycteridae.
AGGAGGUCGGGUCCUGGGGUCGGGUCCUGGGGUACCUCCCUGAAAUGAGUUUUUGCAACUUGGGAUGUCUGUAUAACUAUUGGGUGGCGGUUUAAAUGAUACAUAUUUGACUGUGUAUAUAGCUUGUGUUUUACUUUGUAAUAAAUAACUGCGUCUUAACCUGUGGUUCAGUUCUCUCUCAUUACUCCCAUGUUUUCUUGCCUUCUGAUAAUAUUAGAAGCGAGUUACAUACAGUUGUACUCAUAAUAAACCACAAAUGCCACCGUUUUGGCAGUGUUUUUUGCCGUAUUUAACCCUUUUUGCCAGCUUAACAUUAAGAGUAGACGUCAGCGGUGAUGCUGGAAUGUACGUUCCUCACUUUAUCUGUGACGUCACAAUAGGCAGCACUAUUUAAGUGAGCGGAUCAGACGCGCUGCUUCAUUUAUUCUGUCUCACUGCACAGAGUAACAACCGAUUCGUUUACAGCUGAACAUAACAGGGUGAAAACCAAACAAUAUGUCUGAUGACAAAAAACCUCACAGUCCCAUACCUAAGCGGUAUUUUGGAGUCUACUCCAGGAGCAAACUGGGGAAGAGUUUUUUUAGGACUCCUCCAGAUUUUGACUUGUCGGAUCCCAACAUACCUGGAAUGACCUACAACAACUUGCACGAUCCACACCUGAAAACAUUCUUUUAUCAGCCUGAGAGGAAACAACAACUAAUUAAUCAGGGCCUCAUUACACAUGAUAACAAAGUGCUAUGCACUCUGGGAGAGUACAAGCGGUACAAAGAAUAUUUAAGAAAUGUGGAUAUGAGCUGGGAAAAGUGUUUCCACCAAGAACUGAGGGGUCUGCUGAAAGAGUUCAUGGUCCUUAAACUGGCAGGUGAAAUUCCUGAGAACACAACGUGUCCAGAUAUGAGAGACUGGAUUAUGGAGAGAGGGGAAAAGGCCUUCAGAAGCAUGCUUGAGGAAACCUUGGAUCCCAUCUGUAAUUUGAAUGUGGCAUGGGAGGUGAGCCACCGAGAUGCGCUGGAAAAGCUAGAACAGGAGAUCAUAGAAGAACUCCAGCUAGAACAGCAGCACCAACUGAAAUCAAAGAAUGAGAUCCCAAACCAGAGCAGUGACCUGGUAGAGGAAGAUUUGGAUUCAUGCUUUAUAAUAUCUGCUUGGUCUGGUCCAUCUGACCCGAUUUACUCCAGUAAAAUAUCUAAAGAGUGCAUCAUUGUGCCUUCUAAGGAAGCUGAAAGUGUCGAGUUUGCUUCUGAAGUGGAGAAAACAUCAGCUAGCACCAAAACCAAGAAUAAGAAAGGAGCAUGGGCUGUCCUCAGACGAGCAUGGAAAGCUCUAAAACGUACUUUCAGCUGUACUGGACGCACCAAGAUUUCACCUGUUUUCACCAAUAUUCCACCUGCUGAUUAACAUCUUUCAGUUGAAUGCACUGUGAUUCUGAUUCAAAUAAAGAAAGCAAUAA